AUGUCGGGUGGUGAUAGAACAGGAGUUGGUGUUGGGGACUUUUCGGCUAGUGAUGGCAAUAGAGUUGUUGUUGGUGAUUUGGCGGGUGAUGAUGGCAUUGGGGACUUUCUCGGGGAUGAUGCCACUGGAGUUUGCGUUGGCGACUUCCUGGUUGUGAUGGCACUGGGAUUGGGGAUGUUCCAGGUAGUGAGGGCACUGGAGUUGGCAUGGACGACUUGUGGUGAUGCCCAUGGAGUUGGCGAUGGAGAAUUUCCAGGUGGUGAUGCCCCUGGAGUUGGUGAUGGUGGUGAUGAUCCAGGAGUUGGUGGUGCUGACUUGUCGGGUUGUGAUGGUAGCGGAGUUAGCAUUGGGGACUUCCCAGGGGGUGAUGGCAUGGGAGGUUGUGUUGGCGACUUUCCAAGUCGUGAUGGUCCAGGAGUUGGUGGUGGUGACUUAUCGGGUUGUGAUGGUAGUGGAGUUAGCAUUGGGGACUUCCCAGGGGAUGAUGGCAUGGGAGGUUCCGCUGGCGACUUGUCAGGUAGUGAUGGUAGUGGAGUUGACAUUGGGGACGUGCUAGGUGAUGAUGGCAUUGGAGUUGGGUUGGGGGACUUACUAGGUGGUGGUGCCCUUGGAGUUGGCAUUGGCGACUUGCUACGUUGUGAUGGCACCGGAAUUGGGGACGUGCUAGGUAGUGAGGGCACUGGAGGUUGCAUGGGCGACUUGCUAGGAGGUGAUGGCCCUGGAUUCAGGGACUUGUCAAGUGGUCGUGGCCCUAGAGUUGGGUACUUACUAGGUGGUGAUGGCCUUGGAGUUGGAAAGGGAGAUUUACCAGGUGGUGAUGGGCCUGGAGUUGGGGACUUUCCAGGUGGUGAUGGCCUUAGAGUUAGCAUUGACGACUUGUCAGGCCCUGGAGUUGGAGAAAUGUCUGGUGGUGAUGGCCCUUGA
Molecule: messenger RNA, 924 nt
Organism: Beta vulgaris subsp. vulgaris (sugar beet)
Lineage: Eukaryota; Viridiplantae; Streptophyta; Magnoliopsida; Caryophyllales; Amaranthaceae
Exons: 3
Coding region: 1-924 (307 amino acids)
Source: RefSeq, a predicted model, not a curated record